UCCACUUUCAAAAUUCUGAUCCUCUUUUUGAAAGUUAGAAGAGACAUAGAUUAGGUCUCAAACAACAACAACAAUACCUCUUGUUUUUCUUUCCCUCCACUCCACUUUCUCUUUGUCUCUUCUCUUAUGCUAUUGCUACUUAUAUUCAAUUCAACAAAUCAACCCUCUUCUCCACUAUUCUUCCAUUUCAAUUCUUUUUGUACCCUUUUGCUUUUUCUACACCCCCAUCAAAAGUUUCAUUCCCAAAAAGAGUUUUUUAGCAUGAAAGUUUGAAACUUUGACAAGUUUUCAUGAACUUCUCCUUAUUUGUUUUACUGAGUUUGUUUUUCAUGGUUUGAAUUCUGUUUUUUUUCUCCACAAGGUUUCACUUUUGGGCUGAUUCAGAAGGAAAGUGGUAGCUAUGGUUGCUGAAGCUUCUUGGAUUUUGAAGAUGGGUAACCAGGUAAGUGCCAAUAUCAAACAAGCACUUCUUUUUGAAACUUCUUCUACUAGGAGAAAACUUGGUCCUAAAAGGUUAGAUAACAAGAAAGUAACCAUAGGGAUUCUUUCAUUUGAAGUAGCUAAUGUAAUGUCAAAAACCAUUCACCUUCAUAAAUCAUUGUCUGAGUCUGAGAUAGUUAAGCUCAGAAAUGAGAUCUUGAACUCAGAGGGUGUUAGAAACUUGGUUUCAUCUGAAGAGGCUUAUUUACUUGAGCUUGUUCGAGUCGAAAAGCUUGAAGAGUUGAACCGUGUUGCUGGUGUGGUUUCUAGGUUGGGGAAGAAGUGUUCUAUGCCUGCUUUGCAAGGCUUUGAGCAUGUGUAUGGGGAUAUUGUUAGUGAUGUUAUAGAUGUGAAGGAAUUGGGGUUCUUGGUUAAGCAUAUGGAAGGAAUGGUUAGGAAAAUGGAUAGGUAUGUUAGUGCCACUAGGAAUUUGUAUAGUGAAUUAGGGGUUUUGAAUGAACUGGAACAAACAGUGAAGACGUUUCAGCUUAACCAGAAUGAGGAGAGUAAAAGGGAUUUUGAGCAGAAACUUGCAUGGCAGAAACAAGAUGUGAGGCAUCUCAAGGAGAUUUCACUUUGGAAUCAGAAUUUUGAUAAGGUUGUUGAGUUGUUGGCUAGGACAGUUUGUACCAUUUAGGCUAGAAUCUGUUUAAUCUUCGGCGAUUCUACAGGGAGGAAGUGUAGGCUUGGGAUUGGUAAUGGGGAUGGUUCGCCACUUGUGCAAAAUGAAUGUGGAUCGGUGUCUGGCUCGAUUAAUGUUCAGGUGAAUUCGGUGAAGUUGAAACGCGAUCAUAGCAAGAAAAAUGGUUACCGUUUGAGUUCAACUGGUGGAAAUGGUAGUAAGCCUCAUCAUAUAGAUAUGAAGAGAGGCGAGUUAGCAUAUGUUCAACUUGAAGAUUUUGGUUUUCCUUGUGGAACAAGUCCAGGUAGACUUUUCAUGGAAUGUCUCAGUUUAAGUAGCUCAGUUUCAAAAUUUGACGACGACAACGAUGUUGUCGUUAUUGAUCGAGUGGACCGAUACAGUUUUGUAUCAAGCUGUCAAAGUACUAUGAAUAUUGUCAAGAAAAAUGAGACUUUGUGCCACUCCAAGGGUCUAAAUCAUGCCGAAAAUGUUGUGCCUUUCACUUGUGAUCUAAGCCAAGUGAAAUCUUGUGUUCAAAGUUGCUCAACCUUUGGUCCAAAUAGUGGAUUAGCUGUUUAUGCUCUUCCUUCUACUCUUGGAGGCUGUGCUCUAGCAUUGCACUAUGCUAACAUCAUUAUUGUCAUUGAGAAAUUACUUAGCUUUCCACAUUUAGUUGGUGAAGAAGCUAGGGAUGAUUUAUAUCAGAUGCUUCCAACUAGCUUAAGGUUAUCUUUGAAGGCCAAACUUAAGACCUAUGUCAAGGAUUUGGCCAUAUAUGAUGCUCCUCUUGCCCAUGGCUGGAAGGCUACUCUUGAUGAGAUACUUCGGUGGCUCGCUCCACUUGCUCGUAACAUGAUGAAAUGGCAAAGCGAUAGGAAUUUCGAGCAACAUCAAUUAGGUAACAGGACGAGCGUGCUACUAUUUCAGACAUUAUAUUUUGCUGAUAAGAGAAAGACAGAGGAAGCUAUAUGUGAACUUCUUAUAGGAUUGAAUUACAUAUGUCGUUAUGAACAACAACAAAACGCGUUACUUGGUGGUGCAAGCAGUUUCGGUAUUGAAGAUUGUAUGAAAUGGAAAUUGCAGUGCAGUGCAUCUUUACUCGAUUGAAUACACACUACAUAUUGUAAUCCUCAAUGUAGUGAGCAUUUCCUUAAUUCGUCUUGAUACCACAUGGGAAAACUUUGUACAUUGAGGAUUAUUAAUGUUGUUGACUAUUUGAAAAGCAUAGUAACAUUAAUUGCAAUUAGAUUUAUAAAGUAUACUAGCUGUCAUUUUUAUAAAAUAGGCAAAGAUAUUCAUACCGAACUUUGAAUUAUGUUUAUGUGUAGCUUGCUUAUUGCUUAGAAAAUGCUUUGUUAGGACUAUUGCUAUGAUUAACUCAGAGGACUAGUAUUAAUUUAAUGUCAUUCUUUUAGUUUCUGUUGAUUCA
Molecule: messenger RNA, 2531 nt
Organism: Cicer arietinum (chickpea)
Lineage: Eukaryota; Viridiplantae; Streptophyta; Magnoliopsida; Fabales; Fabaceae
Product: protein PSK SIMULATOR 1
Biological process (GO): positive regulation of growth
Source: RefSeq, a predicted model, not a curated record